This is a messenger RNA of Guillardia theta CCMP2712, 543 nucleotides long. RefSeq lists its product as hypothetical. The record is from RefSeq and is a predicted model, not a curated record. Bases 1 to 543 code for a protein of 180 amino acids. Gene Ontology annotation, molecular function: calcium ion binding. The transcript has 3 exons. NCBI's taxonomy places the organism in Eukaryota, Cryptophyceae, Pyrenomonadales, Geminigeraceae.
AUGGACGCAAUCCUUGCUGUGUUUGACAGGGACGGAGAUGGUAAGAUCGACUUCAAGGAGUUCCAGGACAUAGUCGGCAGCUACCUUCUCCCGCCCUCCACCGACGGGAUGAGUCUGAGCUUUCAGUUAGACCACAGGCCUCAGCGUCCGCAGGGAAGGAGGCCGAUCUCCAGGAGUGGGCUGACCACGGCCUGGAACAACAACUAUUGUCAGAUGCUGGAUGACGUCUCCCAGGAAACAAAACCCUUGCUAACUAGCAUCAUGCAAGGAAAGUUCUACUACGGGGACCGAUCUUCUCCUCAGUGGCGCAGAGCUGAUCGCAGCAGAAGCGAGAUCGACAACUCGAGGAUGCAGCCCCUGAUGAAGUCUCUGCUAGAGGGCGAGUUCUACAUCCCCAAGGAGAGGAUCAAGACCCAGUCAACGAGCACCAGGACGAACUUCAUAGCUCAGAAUCGCAGGAAGACAAUGAGGAGUGCAACAAGCAAUAGUAGCAGGAUGCGGAGUCUAAUCCGCGAUUCGAGCCUAAUGGGUGUUGCAGUCUAA